AUGGAGAGCCAACGGCGCGCGUUUUCCGGGUGUCGACGUGGCGCCGUGCCGCCGACUCGCCUGCAGCGCGACACCGCGCUCGUUGGCUCUCCACGCGGCGACGCAUCAACUUCCUCCAAGGCGCAAGAUUCGCCGAAUCUCGUCACGCCGAAAGUCCUGAGCGCAAUUCGUCCGUCAGCGCACCGCGAUUCUUCGCACCCCGAGCGGGCGGCAUUCCAAGGUACCCCUGACGCAAGCGCUGUCCAUUCCGCCGGUCAUGCCGGUGCUCCCGCCAGCCGUGGCCCGCUCGCUCGCGUUCGCCCUGCCGCCUCAACAGCAGCAGGGGGAGCCCACGGCGUGCAGAUGCGCGGGCCACGCCCGCCGUCGCUCAUCCUUCCCUCUCAGUGCGGCCUCCACACCUGCCUUGGCACCUCCGCCACCCAUGCUGCCGUCAGGGCCGCGCAGGCCGUCAACGACCGUACCGCCGCGGCUGCUGACUCGCCCGCAGCGUCCGCUGUCUCCGCUGCUGCCACGCCUUCCUCAUUCGCGUCCUCCCCACCCGCUCCUUCCGCUGCUGCUGCCUGCCCGUCCGCACUCCCGCUCGCCUCCACCUGCGCUGAAUCCCCGCGGCUGCUACACCCGCGCUCUGCACGUACCGCCCCUUCCCCUCCUCCCUCCGCCUCCGCCUCUCCGCGCCUGCUCCAGGCGUCCCGUCCGCGCGCGCCCAGCGCGCACUCGUCUCCGCGCCCCUGCAUUCCUGAGCGCACUGCGCAGUACGCCUCCCACGACCAGGCGGACCUUCCCCGCGCGGCGAGCUUCCACCAUCCGCCCGCCCGCCGCCGCGAGUCCGAUGCGCCAAUGGCGCAAGAGGCGGCGGACCUUGCUCGCGCGCGCAGUUUCCACCGCCCGCCCUCGCAACUGCACUCGAAGCUCUCCCCCUCCACCGCCCACCAUACCCGCUUGCCCUUCCCCCUCCUGCCCCUCACCUUCCCCCGCUCUCCCACCCAUCCCGCGCCCCGUAGCUGCCCGCCAGCACGCCUGCUCGAGGAGCAGCCGCUGCGGCAGUGGGGGAGAGGCGAAAGUGGGGGCAGGGGGCAGGAGGAGUGUGAGGUGAUGGGGUGGCGAGAGAAGUGGGUGUCGGAGGCGAGCGGGGACAGGGAGAGGGGGGAGGGUGAGGGGGAGGAAGAAGGGGAGGAAGAGUGGGGAACACAGAAAGUGGGGAGAGGGGAGCGGUUGCUGCAAGGACGGGAUGUGAUCUUGAGAAACAGGCAGCCGCAACGGCGGGCAUCGUUUGGCGGCCAAUCAGAUGCUGCCAUGUGGCAGCGUGUCCACGACGGGAUGCCUAUGGAAGAGGCAGGUGUGCCCAUGUGGCGCCUUGUGGCUCGCGCCCUGGCGCCGCUCGGGCCCACACCGCCCAGUCAGGCGCCGCCCAGCCAGGCACUGCCCAGCCCCACGCCGCACAGCCAGGCGCCGCCCAGCGCCGCCUCUGCACAGUUGAAGUGCCACACUGGCUGCGGGGGAGUAGCAGCAUCAUGCACUGCCGGGGAGCGGGUAGGAGGCGGCGCUGUGAGGGGGGAGGGGGGCGAUGUGGCAGGUGAUGUGAGGGGGUUCAGCGGCAGGGCACAGCUACCUGAGCGCGUACAGGAUCACAGUCGAUACAGUCACAGCGCGACCCCCUCUCCACGAUUGGGGUGUGCCCCCGGGACGUGCAGUGUGGUGCUUCCUCCCCCCGUGUGCAACCCCACGGAAGCACGCACACACUCCCUUGUCCAGCCACAGCAUCAGCAGCAGGAGGAUGGGGAGGAUGAGGCGGAAGCCCAACAGCUGGCAGGUCUGGCAUGGGGCGGCGGAGGGGAGCAGACGUGUCCACAAUGGCCGACUGUUUUGCCUGGACCGAGGGAGGGGGUGGGUAGUGGGGGAGGGAGGUUGGUUCCGUAG
Closterium sp. Naga37s-1 is the source of this 1917-nucleotide messenger RNA. Lineage: Eukaryota; Viridiplantae; Streptophyta; Zygnematophyceae; Desmidiales; Closteriaceae. The record is from the annotation of a GenBank genome assembly.